CCAUCAUAACGGACAUGAAUAACACUGUAAAAGAAGAACUUUACAAUGCAUUGAAUGAACUCCUUGUGAAAGAAUUAAAAGAAUUUAAAUGGAGGCUAAAUUCUAUUGAUUAUAAUGCAAAGCCAAACAUUUCUAAAGCUUCACUGGAGAAAGCAGAUGCACAAGACAUUGUAGAUCUCAUGAUUCAACAUUAUGGAGAAGAUGCUCUAGAGGUGUGCAUUGAUGUCCUUCGAAAAUGCAAUAGAAAUGAUCUUGCAGAAAAACUUGAAGAAACUGGACAGAAAGAUGUUGAUGCUCACCAACUUCCAGAUUUAUCAGCAUACAGAAACUACAUUAAAGAAAAAUUUGAAACAAUGAAAGAUCCUAAUGCUGUUCCAGGUGAAUAUGUACACUUGAAUCAGAGAUACUCAAAGCUAAUGAUCCUAGAUUAUCACCCAUCUAAGGAGGAGAGAGAACAUGAAAUUCUUGCUAUGGGAUGGAAACAUCGUGAAAUCAUCAGAAAAAGAGCCGAGUCUUCCACCAGCAUUGAAGCAUUAUUUAACCCUGAUAAACAUGGAUUAAUUCCACAAGUUAUUGUGUUACAGGGAGCUGCAGGAAUUGGAAAAACCAUAAUGGCCAAAAAAAUCAUGUUUGAUUGGGCUUCUCAACAACUUUACCAGGACAAAUUUAAUUAUGUUUUCUAUAUUUGCUGUAGAAAGAUGAAUCUCCAUGCAGAGGCAGAGAAGAGUAACAUUGCCAAUAUAAUUUCAGAAGGAUGGCUCAAGGGUCACACAUUGAAAAAUAUCAUUCGAAAUAUAUUGAAGAAUGAAGAAAAGCUUCUAUUCAUAAUUGAUGGGUUUGAUGAAUUAAGAUAUUCCUUUGAUCAGCCUAAAAACUACUUUUGCAUUGAUCCCUGGAAGAAGGAACCAGUGAGGAUUCUUUUGAGCAGUUUAUUUCAAAAAAAGCUUCUUCCUAAAUCCUCUCUUAUAAUCACAACAAGACCAACAGCUUUGAAGAAACUCCAUCAAUAUUUAGAGCACCCAGGUUAUUUUGAGAUACUGGGAUUUUCUACAAAGGAAAGAGAAGAAUAUUUCUACAAUUUUUUUGAAAAUAAAGAACAAGCAACUCAAGUUCUCAGAUUUGUUAAACAAAAUGAUACGCUUUUCACCAUGUGUGUCAUUCCCCUUGUGAGCUGGAUCAUCUGCACAGUAAUGAAACAGGAGAUGGAGAGAGGCAAAGAUCUUCAGAAGACACCAUACACUCUCACUGCAAUCUAUAUGCUGUAUCUCUCCAGUUUGUUAAAGUAUCACCAUAAAGAAUCCAAACAGGAUGUCCAAACCAAUGUGAAAGGCUUAUGCUCUUUGGCUGAAGAAGGAAUCGGGAAACAGCAAAUACUUUUUAUGGAGGAAGAAGUCAAGAAGCACAUUUUAGAUCAGGGAAACUCCCUCCCCCUUUUUCUGAAUCAGAGCAUCUUCAAAAGGGACAUUGAUAGUAUUCCAACCUAUAGCUUCAUUCAUUUAAGCUUCCAGGAGUUUUUUGCUGCUUUGUUUUAUGUCUUAGAAGAAGGAGAUGAGCACCAUUCUCAAAAUCUGAAUAAAAAUUUGCAGACAUUAUUAGAAACACGUACAUAUUUUAGGACUGAUUUUGCAGUAGGAUUUCACUUCCUCUUUGGUUUUUUAAAUGAAGGGGAAAAAAUGAGAGAGUUGAAAAAAGAAUUUGGAUGGAAAAUUUUUCCUAAGAAUAAAGAAUUCAUGUUAGACUGGGUGAAAAAUAAUAUAAACAAAAGGGGAUAUUAUUUUAAAAAAGAAAUGUUUAGUUAUUUAUAUGAGACACAAGAUGAUAAUUUUAUAAAAAACGCAGUAUGUGAUAUCACUGAAAUAUUUGUUCGCUGCGAGUCUGAAAUGGAAUUGAUGAACCUCAACUAUUGUAUACAACACUGUCAGAAUUUAGAGGAUCUCAAUGUUUCCUGUAUUGAUUUUCCAGAAAAUGAGUAA
Molecule: messenger RNA, 1973 nt
Organism: Thamnophis elegans (Western terrestrial garter snake)
Lineage: Eukaryota; Metazoa; Chordata; Lepidosauria; Squamata; Natricidae
Product: NACHT, LRR and PYD domains-containing protein 12-like
Exons: 3
Coding region: 15-1973 (652 amino acids)
Cellular component (GO): cytoplasm
Source: RefSeq, a predicted model, not a curated record